AACGGUCACAUAGCUAGAAAUUCAAAUUCGAAACAAGCUAGGUUCUCAACAACGGUCAUUAUUUUUCUUCACUCAUUUUCAACUCUCUUAGUUAACUAUCUCAAAACUAAAUCGCUCCAAAACAACUACUGAAUCAAACUAAACAAACAAGUUCCAAGAACAUGGAUGUUCCCGACAAAAUCAGUUCAUCUUCAUCACUUUCAAACGAACCCACUUCAAGUUCAAAAGGUGCCAUUUCAAAGCAUUUUAUGUCACCGAAUAUCUCUGCAAUUUCAAAAGCUAUUCCAACAAGAAAGAAAAUUCUAGGAGAAAGAAACCAAUCUUUGGAUACCCUUCUGCCAAAACCUUCAAAUCUUCAAUUAAAACUCACAGAAAAAGCUUCAAAUCUUGAUUUAAGAACCAAUUUUAGUACUGAUGAUGUUGGAUACAAUCAAGAAAAUUAUGUUCUUGAUGAUUAUCACUCUCCUAGGCCUCAAUUUCUCCGAUAUAAGCCGAUCAGGCGCAGAGAAAUGUUUCUUGAAACCGAAAAUGAGGUUAAAGAAACUAAAAUGGAGGAGAUGGUUGAUGACAGUGAUGAUGAAGAAUUUGACGGGGUAGAUGAGAAAAUAGGGUGUUGGGGUUUGAGAGGAGUGUUGAAAGUUGUGUUCUUGAUGAGUGUUUUGGUCUUUUCGAGUUUGUACAUUUCUUGUAUGAACACUCCAACACCAUCUCCUGCUGUAGUUAGUUUUAAGAACGGAUGUCGCGUGAUAGAAGAUCAUGUUUACGGAUUGGUGAAGAGUCUUGAGAGUGGAAAUUUGUUCUUGGUGGGAACAGAAGGAUCAGAGUUGGGGUUUUCUGUUGUUGAUGUUAAUGUACAUGAAUUGGAUUAUGAUAAGGAUGAGCUUGAUGUAGAGGUACUAAGUGGGAAGAUCGAAGAUUUCGGCUUGUUUAGUGAAGGGGGAGAAGAUGAAAUAGUUGAUGAAUCAUUAGAUAUGGUUAUAGAGGUUGAGUCUGCAGAAGUUGGAGAUGGUAGUAGUGAUCUUGAAAUUGCGGUAGUGGACGGGUUUCUUGAAGCUGAAGUAUCAGAAACUCCGUUAGAGAUUGUAUCGAGUGUUGUAGAUGACAUUGAGAAGAACAAAGAGGUUGCUCAUGUGCCAACCAAAUCAGAAUUCUUUGAAGCAGAAGCUAAAAGGAUUACUGAAGACAUGGAGAACUGGAUAAUUAUUGUUUGUUCAGUUAUUCUAUUUCUUACAUUAGGUGUUCAUUUUGUGAAGAUCAUAAAGGAGAUGAAGGCAUCUAAGGCAGCGAAAAAGCGCAGUAAAUUGCUUGCCUAUGAAGUAGAUGAGCACAUUGAGCAAUCUGUUUCUUUAACCAACUCCAUGUCAUUGCUUGCUGAUGAAGUAGAUGAGCAUAUCGAGCAACCGGUUUCCUUGUCCCACUCCAUGUCUCUGAUAGAUGAUGAAUACUCCGAUCAAACAGAUGAAAGCCGAGCCCCAACUGCUGAGUUGCUUGGUGAUAUUGUGGUGGGAGAGAUGAGUAGCUCUCGUAAUAGUUGUGGCAUGAGAGGCAGAGUGAUUGAAAAUGAAAUGAGCAGUAAUUCUGUUUCAUCCAUGAGUUCUCAUUCACAUUUUGCUGAGAGAAGUCUAAAGAAAGAGCAGGAGGAGGGAGGGGAUGAAGAAGAAGUUGAGAAGAAGGUUCUGACAACAACAACUCCGUUGAGACGAUCAAGCAGAAUCCGAAAUCGCGUAAUGUCUCCAUGAUUUUAUAUUCUGUUGCUGCUAAAUAUGAAACAGCUUUCUCUGUUGUUUCAUUGCAAACCUUAUCCAGCUUUAGUUUUAUAACUGUAGAACUUAAUUAGUUAGCUCUAGAACUUAAUUAGUUAACUUUUUGGUGGAAUUCAUUUUGUAAAUGAAUCUGUGUUUGAUUUACCUUAAAAUUCACUUAGUAUAACUCUACAGAAUUGAGUUUGCUUUUAA
Messenger RNA from Mercurialis annua (annual mercury), 1955 nucleotides. RefSeq lists its product as uncharacterized. Bases 162 to 1739 code for a protein of 525 amino acids. NCBI's taxonomy places the organism in Eukaryota, Viridiplantae, Streptophyta, Magnoliopsida, Malpighiales, Euphorbiaceae. The transcript has 3 exons. The record is from RefSeq and is a predicted model, not a curated record.